This is a messenger RNA of Harpia harpyja (harpy eagle), 2347 nucleotides long. RefSeq names its product relaxin receptor 1-like. Gene Ontology annotation, molecular function: G protein-coupled receptor activity; protein binding. The record is from RefSeq and is a predicted model, not a curated record. The transcript has 18 exons. Bases 93 to 2255 code for a protein of 720 amino acids. Lineage: Eukaryota; Metazoa; Chordata; Aves; Accipitriformes; Accipitridae. Gene Ontology annotation, cellular component: membrane. Gene Ontology annotation, biological process: G protein-coupled receptor signaling pathway.
CAUCUCCACGUUCUCCUUCCCUCCUCCCUCUGCCACCCAGGAGGUUUCCAAGGCUUUCGGGGCUGGGGACUGCUGUGCCAGCGGCUACUGACAUGAGGCUGCUCCUGAUCAUUCUGCCCUUGCUUCUCUACGCUGCUACAAAGCCUCCUCUGAUCCACUCCCGGCGGGAGAGACACGCGUGUCCCUUGGGGCAGUUUCCCUGCGGCAACCUCUCCAUCUGCCUGCCCCAGGCCCUGCACUGCAACGGGGAGGAUGACUGCGACAACGGAGCUGACGAGGAGAACUGCGUGGAUGACAGCGGCUGGCUGCAGAUCUUGGGCAACAUGCUGGCUACGAGGAGCAGCAGCAGGAUGGCGGAGGAAGAUGAGGGUGAUGCCUGCUGGCUGGAGCUCUUCCCGGAGCAAUGCCGGUGCUGGGGAAGGGCUGUAGACUGCACCGAGCGGGACCUCGCCGCUGUCCCCCGGGUCUCCUCCAACGUCACCAGGAUGGACCUGAAGAAAAAUAAAAUCCAUUCUCUGCUGGACAAUCAGUUUUCCAGGUACAAGAAUCUGCAGAAGCUGUUUUUGCAAAACAACAAAAUCCAGUUGAUCUUACCCAAAGCCUUUGCUGGACUCUCUCAGCUUAAAAUGUUGUUCCUCAGCCACAACAGGAUCACACAGCUGAAGCCCCGGGUUUUUGAGGACCUGCAUCGCCUUGAGUGGCUGAUGCUGGACAACAACAGGAUUGCCCAGGUCGUCCCUGCGACGUUUGCAGGGCUGAAGUCGCUGUAUUUCCUGUACAUGCUGAACAACUCUUUGACUCAAAUACCCAACACCUCCCUCUGCGCAGAGAUGCCGAAGCUCAGCUGGCUGGAGCUGGAAGGGAACAGGAUCCAGGCAGUGCACAGGGCUGUCUUCCAGGAGUGCCGGGACUUCACAGUGCUGAUCCUGCGCAGAAACAAGCUCAAGUGGAUCCAAGAUGGGACGUUUUCCAGGCUGAACAGACUGGUGGAGCUCGACCUGUCAUCCAACAGACUAGACCAGCUCCCCUCCUCUCUGUUUAAUGGCCUGGCUGAGCUCCAGCAGCUGAAUAUUUCCUACAACCCCUUGAAAAAGAUCCUCCCCAGCCAGUUUGAGAGCCUGCCCCACCUACGGUCUCUGAGCUUGGAAGGGCUGGAGAUCCCCAACAUCCACAACCUGACCUUCCAGAAGCUGACUAGCCUCUCCCACAUCUACUUCAAGAAGUUCCAGUACUGCAGCUACGCACCACACGUGCGCAGCUGCAAGCCCAACACCGACGGCAUCUCCUCCUUCGAGAACCUCCUUGCCAACAUCAUCCUGCGUGUCUUCGUCUGGGUCAUUGCCUGCCUUACCUGCUUCAGCAACCUCUUUGUCAUCUGCAUGCGGUCCUUCAUCGUCACGGAGAACAGCCAGCACACCAUGGCCAUCAAGUCCCUGUGCUGUGCAGAUGGCCUGAUGGGCAUCUACCUCUUUGUCAUCGGAGCCUUUGACAUCAAGUACUCGGGCGAAUACAACAAGCAUGCCCAGGGCUGGAUGGGCAGCCUCCAGUGCCAGCUGGUGGGCAGCCUGGCCAUGCUCUCCUCCGAGGUGUCAGUCCUGCUGCUGACCUACAUGACCCUGGAGAAAUACUUCUCCAUUGUUUUCCCAUUCAGCCACCACAGAGCUGGCAAGAAGCAGACCAUCUCGGUGCUAGCAGCCAUCUGGCUUCUGGGCUUCUCCCUCAGCUUCAUCCCCCUGUGGUGUAAGGAGACCUUUGGGAACUACUAUGGGAGGAACGGGGUGUGCUUCCCGCUACAGUCCGACCUGGGCGAGCGGCCCAGUGCCCGGGGCUACUCCACCACCAUCUACCUGGGCUUGAAUCUCGCAGCCUUCAUCACCAUCGUCUUUGCCUACUGCGGCAUGUUCUAUUCCAUCCACAUUACUGCGUCUAAAACAGCGGAGAGAGGCGUCUGCUCGCGGGAAGUCGCCGUUGCAAAGCGGUUCUUCUUCAUCGUCUUCACUGAUGCUCUCUGCUGGAUACCCAUCUUCCUCCUGAAGCUGCUCUCCCUGCUGCAGGUGGAAAUACCAGGCACCAUCACCUCUUGGGUGGUCAUCUUCAUCCUGCCCAUCAACAGUGCCCUGAAUCCCAUCCUCUACACCAUCACCACCGCCUCCUUCCAGGAGCAGGUGAAGGGCUGUUUGCAGACCAAGCAGCUGGAGCUGCACGCGUCCUGCAAGAGCUUUACCCUGGUGACACCGCAGGCCAACAGCACUUGACCCUUCCCCGCGGCACAAGGAUGCCCGUGGCUUCCCAGCCUGCCAGGCACUGCCUCCAGCUCCACAGCCCCACAAGAAAGCGCAUUGCUCAG